GGAAAUGAACGAACUCUGUAUUUGUUUACGUUUACUGAUGCUUCGGUAGAAUUAGUUGACAGAUUCAGCAAAACUGUAUCCUCCAAAAGAUAAUGCAGAUAUAUGAGUAUAAGAUUCUCAAGAAUUAAAAGGAAAGCCUUUAAAAUUUUCAAAAGAACUAGAGAAAUAAUGGCUAGGCAAAUAUCUGGUGUUAAUAGUCGGGCUAAUGCCCAAUUCAAAGAAAAUAAAAGUAGUGGAAACAGGAGUGGCCGUUCUAAAAAAACUGUGUAUGUAAAACGUUCAGUGGAAACAAAGAGUCCAUUUCUAGAUAAAUGGAACAACAAGGUUGCAAUAUUUGUGGCUUUUAAUAUUGUGGUUGUGAUUCUAAGUAUAGUAUAUUUUUUCUACCAACAUCAUUUGGAAAACCUUGUGAUAACUCCUCUUAAUCUUCCAAAAGUUAUAACAAAGAGGGGAUUAGAUGUACCAACCCGGUACUGGGGCACAUACAGGCCAGGCAGCUAUUUUGGUAUGCGGACACGUAGUCCUCAAGGUUUAUCUACUGGAAUUAUGUGGUUUUCACAAAAAGUUGUUAAUAACAGGAUAGAUAUUAGGCAUUGGUGUGACCAGUGGGACGAUGUUAAUCAUUACACUUGGCUUGAACAUGAUGGUGAAAACUUUGGAAUACAGAAAAUCGAUGACAAGGAAUAUUAUCUUGUGACAUCAUUUGUGAAGCAAGUUGGAGGUGAUCAUGGAGGGGAUUUUACUGCAAAGAUUUCUGUUAGACCUAAAGAAUUCAGUCCAUCUCCAGGCCCCGUUUCUUUGAUGUUUUACGUGUAUGCUACAGGUGACGCAGAAUUCGAUCCAAACGUUGUAAAUGAAGGCCAUCUUCGAUCUAUAGAUGGUUAUGCUGAAUCUGUCGGAAAUUUUUCGUUCUAUUUCAAAGAAAUAGAAACCAGCAAGAGCAUUUUGAAAUACAAUUACCUUACGGCCGACACGCCAUCUUUAGCCCAUUUGAAAGAAACUGUUAUGCGCCACCAUGCUCUUUUCCAAGCGAAAGAGAAAUCACAGCUUCAAAUUCUAGGUCUCAUAGGCGAAGCUGCUGCCUACACUAAGAAGACAGAACAUAAAUAUAAAACCAAUUUUGUUGUAUACCAAGUAACUUUCAUACCUCCUUUUGAGUUAGAGGUCUACUUCGAAUCUGGAAGUUUCCGUAAUAGGCAGACAAAAUUUCUUGGCAAUGCAUACAAUAAUGAAUUAGACAAUUUAAUGAAAAAUUUCGAAAAUAAAUUUGAAUCCAUUUUUAAACUCCGAGCGAAAGGUUAUCAUCCGUUAGAUAUAAAACCAGCUUAUGCCGCGUUGAGUAAUAUGCUUGGUGGAAUCGGAUAUUUUUAUGGUUCUUCAUUAGUGCAAUCUGUUCAUAAUAAAGAACCUGUCAGUUAUUGGAAUGCUCCUCUGUAUACAGCUGUUCCUUCACGUUCAUUUUUUCCUCGCGGCUUCUUGUGGGAUGAAGGUUUUCAUAAUCUUUUGAUUUUAGAAUGGAACCCUGAAAUCACCAAAGAAAUCAUUGGUCAUUGGUUAGAUUUGAUGAACAUAGAAGGAUGGAUUCCCCGAGAACAGAUUUUAGAUGCGGAAGCUAGGGAGCGUGUCCCUGCCGAGUUUAUUGUUCAGAAAAAUACGAAUGCUAAUCCUCCUACAUUCUUUUUAACUUUAGAGAGGUUUUUAUUCAAAAUGAAAAACGGAUCAUUUCCAAAGGACAUUGUAUUUUUCAGAAACAUUUUGCCCCGCCUUAAAGUUUGGUUUGAUUGGUUUAACAGAACUCAAACGGGAAUGAUUCCAGGAACUUACAGAUGGAGGGGACGUGAUCCACAAACAGAUUUAGAGCUUAAUCCUAAAACAUUGAGCUCAGGAUUAGAUGACUAUCCUCGAGCUACUCAUCCCACUAUUGAUGAAAGACAUCUUGAUUUGCGAUGCUGGGUUGGUUUUGCAGCUGGUGUUCUUGCUGAUAUUGGCGAUUACAUCGGAGAGCCCUUGGAAAAACACAGAGAAACGAAUCGUUACUUAACUAAUAAUACUCUUCUUGAUAAAUUGCAUUGGUCUCAAACAUCUGAAUCAUAUAGUGAUUACGGUUUCCAUUCAAAAAGUGUGAGACUGACUAAAGAAAAACUACCAUAUGUUGCUGGUAACCACAAUACUCCCCAAACUAUCACAUACAGAGUGGUAAGCGAAGACCCUACUCUACAGUUUGUGGAUAAUUUUGGAUAUAUCAGUCUUUUUCCAUUUAUACUAAAAAUGGUAGAUGCAGAAAGUCCAAAGUUAAAUAAAAUUUUGAGUGACAUAAGAAAUCCUAAUCUCUUAUGGACUGACUAUGGUCUGAGAUCUCUUGCAAAGACUUCACCAUAUUAUUUGAAAUAUAAUACGGAACACGAUCCUCCAUAUUGGAGAGGCUCAAUAUGGAUAAAUAUUAAUUUUCUUGCAACUCGUGCUCUUCAUUACUACAGUCAAAUUGAAGGUCCAUACAAGAGCCAAGCUAAAAAAUUGUACGAAGAACUGCGUCAUAAUGUUGUGAGUAAUGUUUUAAAGGAAUACAAGCGAACAGGCUUUAUUUGGGAACAAUAUGACGACUCGACUGGCCAUGGGAAAGGUGUGCAUCCUUUUACUGGUUGGUCAGCAUUGGUUCUUUUGAUGAUGGGAGAACUGUAUUGAUUUUUGCAAUAACUAUUUCCUUGUAUUGUAAAAUAUUUUAAAUGUUCAUAAAAUUAAUAUCAUGACGUAUUAUUGUUUAAUGAAAGUGAAUAUGAACGUCUUGAAUGUUUUUCAAUGUUAAUAAAUAAAUUUGUGUUCAGAACUUUU
Messenger RNA from Argiope bruennichi, 2829 nucleotides. RefSeq names its product mannosyl-oligosaccharide glucosidase-like (gene GCS1). Gene Ontology annotation, cellular component: endoplasmic reticulum membrane. The record is from RefSeq and is a predicted model, not a curated record. Gene Ontology annotation, biological process: protein N-linked glycosylation; oligosaccharide metabolic process. Lineage: Eukaryota; Metazoa; Arthropoda; Arachnida; Araneae; Araneidae. The transcript has 4 exons. Bases 103 to 2682 code for a protein of 859 amino acids. Gene Ontology annotation, molecular function: Glc3Man9GlcNAc2 oligosaccharide glucosidase activity.